This is a messenger RNA of Strongylus vulgaris, 522 nucleotides long. The record is from the annotation of a GenBank genome assembly. NCBI's taxonomy places the organism in Eukaryota, Metazoa, Nematoda, Chromadorea, Rhabditida, Strongylidae.
AUGGUGCAAGAUGUGUAUCGCAAGGCGUCGUCGCGCCAGGCUAAUACCAUAUGUCCGGACAUAUGCCUGCCGCCAGCAUGUGCAUGCUCUCUAGGAUACUACAGAGACAAUCUUGGAGAAUGUGUUUCAGCUGGAGAUUGUCCUCUAAAAUGUGGCGAAAAUGAGCAAAUAAACAGUUGCGGAAAUCGCUGUGAACCUACAUGUGAGAACGCCUAUGGCCAACCCAAAAUCUGCGUUCUUAUUUGCGACCCACCCGCUUGCGUAUGCAGACCGAACUACUACAGGCAGAACGGAAAAUGUGUGCCACAGAGGGAAUGUCCCCCACCAAACAAUGUAAGGAGCCUGAACUACGCCGAUGAGCUCAUCACGCCUCCAGCAAAUCCAACGACGCCUAGGAAGAACAGCUACGUUGAUGAGCCGAUUACGCGUAAGUUAAAUUCAGCUUUCUAUCCUGAGCACCUGCAACCCCAACAACAACUAAAAAAAGCAGUUACGUCGAUGAACCAGUCACACGUAAGCUAG